Molecule: messenger RNA, 201 nt
Organism: Vairimorpha ceranae
Lineage: Eukaryota; Fungi; Microsporidia; Nosematidae
Exons: 1
Source: RefSeq, a predicted model, not a curated record
AAUAACUAUAAUUUACAUUUAUAUCAAGAAUAUAAUGUAACAUUUAUUGCACAAUUAAAUCUUUUAUUACAAGAAUUAAAAGGUCGAGUAUUUAUUUAUAAAUCUAUUGUAAAAAUUUUAGUGAGAUGGAAACAAUUUAUUAAAAUAAUAAGCAACAUAAAAAGUCUUAGAAAUAUGGCUGAGAUAUGUAUCUGGAGAUAA